GUUGCAGCAGGGGGCAGCAGAGGCCUCCAAGCGUCAGAAUGCAGGAUAGAAGAAGAAAUUACUCCGUUUGGGUUCGGUUAAAAAAACAAAAUAAAGAACACAUCCGAUGAAAGAAAGAAACGCUGUUAAAACGUAACUUAAUGUUGCGGGUUAAUUGAACAAAGAAAAGCUUAUUUACUCUGGAAAAUGUUCGCUAUGUUAGCUAACCCCGCUGCGUUUACGGAGGGACUCGCUGGAGGAGAACCAGAACCGGGUCUGGUCUCCAACACUGCAAACGGGACCCCCGCCUCCCGGUUCCUGCAGGCUGAGCUGGAGCUAAACGCCCACCUCCGCCGGCUCUCAUUCAGCGAACCGGUCCGCUACGUUUACAACCCGCUGGACUACGCCUGGGACACCCACCGUUGCUACGUGGAGAAGUACUGUCUGCCCGGACAGAGGGUCCUGUUUUUGGGGAUGAAUCCUGGACCGUUCGGCAUGGCGCAGACCGGGGUCCCGUUUGGUGAGGUCAGGUCUGUGGUCGACUGGCUGAAGAUCUUGGGAGAGGUGGGUCGUCCUGAUGAAGAGCACCCAAAGCGGCGGAUCACGGGCCUCAGCUGCACUCAGAGUGAAGUGAGCGGGGCACGUUUUUGGGGGUUCUUUAGAAAACUCUGCGGUGAACCCACACGAUUCUUCCAGCACUGCUUCGUUCACAAUCUGUGCCCGCUGAUUUUCAUGAGCGCCACUGGGAAGAACCUGACCCCGCCCGAGCUGCCUGCAGCUGAGCGAGAAGCCCUGCUGUCCUUGUGUGACUCCGCUCUGUGUCAGGUUGUGCAGGCCCUGAACGUUUCCAUGGUGAUCGGUGUGGGGAGGGUGGCUGAGCAGCGGGCGCGACGAGCUCUGUCUGCUGCAGGUGUGGAUGUGCGAGUGGAAGGCAUCAUGCAUCCAUCACCCAGAAACCCGCUGGCCAAUAAGGGCUGGGAAGGAGUAGCUAGAGCCAAACUGGGGGAACUGGGUGUUCUCUCUCUGCUGAGUAGCAGCUAAUGAACCUGUGUGUAACGAUGAUUUCUUAUUUAUUCAACAGUUAAACCUGAUUUUUCCAACCAGUCUCGUCAUUUAUCAGCUGAGUGUCUGAAGUCUGAGUCAGUUAGCUGAGACGCUCAAAAAACAUGCUGCAUUUAUACUGACCCUUAACUGAAUGCUAAACAUUAUUAACAUCUAGUCUUUUCCAGCUUUUUAUCAUGUUUCACAUGUUGGUAAAAUUAUAUUCUCUACCUCUCACCUUCAACUCAGAUUAUACUGAAGUUUAGAAACUUCUCAACUUGUAAAUAAUCCAACAACAACAUGAAUGUACAGCUUAAUAUACAACUCUCCCUUUUGCAUACAUUUUAUUAUUAUUAUAAUUUUUUGUACACAAUGUCUUGCCAGCUCUUUUGUUGCUCAGGGUUUAUACUUUUGAAAUAAAAAAAACUCCUGUUUAAAUAAA
Messenger RNA from Nothobranchius furzeri (turquoise killifish), 1462 nucleotides. RefSeq names its product single-strand-selective monofunctional uracil-DNA glycosylase 1 (gene smug1). The record is from RefSeq and is a predicted model, not a curated record. Gene Ontology annotation, biological process: base-excision repair. NCBI's taxonomy places the organism in Eukaryota, Metazoa, Chordata, Actinopteri, Cyprinodontiformes, Nothobranchiidae. Gene Ontology annotation, molecular function: single-strand selective uracil DNA N-glycosylase activity; oxidized pyrimidine nucleobase lesion DNA N-glycosylase activity.